Messenger RNA from Colletotrichum destructivum, 2235 nucleotides. RefSeq names its product Putative pyridoxal phosphate-dependent decarboxylase, pyridoxal phosphate-dependent transferase. The transcript is spliced from 6 exons. Gene Ontology annotation, biological process: L-glutamate catabolic process. The record is from RefSeq and is a predicted model, not a curated record. Gene Ontology annotation, molecular function: pyridoxal phosphate binding; glutamate decarboxylase activity. NCBI's taxonomy places the organism in Eukaryota, Fungi, Ascomycota, Sordariomycetes, Glomerellales, Glomerellaceae. The coding region runs from base 216 to 1805 and encodes 529 amino acids. Gene Ontology annotation, cellular component: cytosol.
GUGUACGCGUAUUACAUCUCGCUCUCUCCCCUUCUCCUCUAUUCCCUCACUCCUUCAUUCCUGAACCAUAUCUUGUCGGCGUCUUCAGACCUCGCUCCGACCUUCUCAACUCAUAUAAACACCUUCACAUCAUCCUACUCACUCUCACCCCCUCCCAUCAUCCCCCUUCCUCCUCGGACCCAAAAACACCACCAAACACAACACAACACCCGAACAUGGUCCACCUCGCAACCGUCAACACGCCCCCCGACUCGGGCUCCGGCUCCGAGGACUCGGCCACCGCCGCCGACCUCAAGAGCGUCCAGCAGAAGCUCAGCAAGGUCCAGCUCCAGCUCGCCGACGAGGACGACUGCUUCACCACCAGCGUCUACGGCUCCCGCUUCGCCAACCAGGACCUGCCCAGGAGCGAGAUGCCCGAGAACGAGAUGCCCAAGGAGGUCGCCUACCGCAUGAUCAAGGACGAGCUCAGCCUCGACGGCAACCCUAUGCUCAAUCUUGCCUCCUUCGUGACGACCUACAUGGAAGAAGAAGCCGAGAAGCUCAUGGCAGAGAGCUUCAGCAAAAACUUCAUCGACUACGAGGAAUACCCCCAGUCCGCCGACAUCCAGAACCGCUGCGUCUCCAUGAUCGGCAAGCUCUUCCACGCCCCCGUCGGCGCCGGCGAGGGCAUUGGCGCCGUCGGCACCUCGUGCGUCGGCUCCUCCGAGGCCAUCAUGCUCGCCGUCCUCGCCAUGAAGAAGCGCUGGAAGAACCGGCGCCAGGCCGAGGGCAAGCCCGUCGACCGCCCCAACAUCGUCAUGUCCAGCGCCGUCCAGGUCUGCUGGGAGAAGGCCGCCCGCUACUUCGAGGUCGACGAGAAGCUCGUCUACUGCGCGCCCGACCGCUACGUCAUCGACCCCGAGGAGACGGUAAACCUCGUCGACGAGAACACCAUCGGCAUCUGCGCCAUCCUCGGCACCACCUACACCGGCGAGUAUGAGGACGUCAAGGCCGUCAACGACCUGCUCCUCGAGAGGAACCUCGACGUCCCCAUCCACGUCGACGCCGCCAGCGGAGGCUUCGUCGCCCCCUUUGUCGUGCCCGACCUCGAGUGGGAUUUCCGCCUCAAGAACGUCGUCUCCAUCAACGUCUCCGGUCAUAAGUACGGCCUCGUCUACCCCGGCGUCGGCUGGGUCGUCUGGCGGUCCGCCGAGUUCCUCCCCCAGGAGCUCGUCUUUAACAUCAACUACCUCGGCGCCGACCAGGCCUCCUUCACCCUCAACUUCUCCAAGGGCGCCUCCCAGGUCAUCGGCCAGUACUACCAGCUCAUCCGCCUCGGCAAGAAGGGCUACCGCGCCAUCAUGUCCAACCUCACCCGCACCGCCGACUACCUCACGAGCUCCCUCGAGGUCCUCGGCUUCGUCAUCAUGUCCAAGCGCUCCGGCGAGGGGCUGCCCCUUGUCGCCUUCCGCUUCGCCGACCGCGAGGACCGGAGCUACGACGAGUUCGCCCUCGCCCACCAGCUCCGCGUCCGCGGCUGGGUCGUGCCCGCCUACACCAUGGCUCCCCACACCGACGACCUCAAGAUGCUCCGCGUCGUCGUCCGCGAGGACUUUAGCAAGUCGCGCUGCGACGCCCUCAUCAACGACGUCAAGCUGUGCCUCGGCCUGCUCGAGCGGAUGGACCAGGACUCCGUCAAGCGCCAGCAGGACUACAUUCACGAGCACCACCUCACCAGCACAAAGUCUUCCCACAACCACCCGAAGUUCCGGAAGGAAAAGCAUUCCAUUCAGGGGAAGACUGGCAAAACGCAUGCCAUUUGCUAAGCCCUCUGCGGGGCUGCUAUCACAAGGACGGCCAUGUACGUACGGUACGAAGUCAACGGCUGACACGACAGACGACACGCGCAUCAUGGCCAGCGGCGGUGAAGGGUACGGUCCGGAUGGGUUGGUAAAGAGGAAGGAAAAGGCUGACGGAUAUCCAAGGCUCAGGCGGGGUUGUCAUAUUUGAUGUGUGUUACAUAUGCUGGUCUAUGAACCCGACGUUUUGGUAUGCGUUCUACAUCCACCUGAGGUCCCGGCUAGUCCACAAAUACAGAAGAACACACCUGCUUUUUAUAUCUACCUGUCUCACCCCACCAACCUCACCAAUGAUGAGGUCAAUGGUACCGGGAACCACGUUAGUCGAUGUCAAGCUGGGGUAACUAUGAGUAACAGCACCCUGCAACAUCACACAAAGAGCCCUGCUAUGUAAGAC